This is a messenger RNA of Amaranthus tricolor (Joseph's coat), 911 nucleotides long. RefSeq lists its product as uncharacterized. Gene Ontology annotation, cellular component: U4/U6 x U5 tri-snRNP complex; U2 snRNP; U5 snRNP. Gene Ontology annotation, biological process: spliceosomal snRNP assembly; RNA splicing. The record is from RefSeq and is a predicted model, not a curated record. Gene Ontology annotation, molecular function: RNA binding. NCBI's taxonomy places the organism in Eukaryota, Viridiplantae, Streptophyta, Magnoliopsida, Caryophyllales, Amaranthaceae. The transcript has 6 exons. The coding region runs from base 190 to 516 and encodes 108 amino acids.
CACAACAGGUUCCAUCCUUAAACGCCUUUGAAAAUCGCAUCUCUACAGUCAGUCUCCCCAAUCCUUUCCCUUUCCUAAAUCAAAUUUUUGGAGCCUUCUUCUACCCUCCAAAAACCCUCGCAGCUUGAAAACCCUUUCGGCUUUCUGUAGUUUGCAGGUUUCUGAUCGUCGUUUUUAGAUCCAGUUAAUAUGAGUCGACCAAUGGAAGAAGAUGUCCCAAGUAAGAAUGAAGAAGAGGAGUUCAAUACCGGCCCUCUCUCGGUACUUAUGAUGAGUGUCAAAAAUAAUACACAGGUACUUAUCAAUUGCCGGAACAACCGGAAGCUGCUAGGACGUGUGAGAGCCUUUGAUCGUCACUGCAAUAUGGUGCUUGAAAAUGUCAGGGAGAUGUGGACUGAGGUAUCAAAGACUGGUAAGGGGAAGAAGAAGGCUCAGCCAGUGAAUAAGGACAGAUUCAUCAGCAAAAUGUUCCUCCGCGGAGACUCUGUAAUUAUUGUCCUAAGGAAUCCAAAAUAAGAUGCGUACACCUGAUUUUUUUCUGGCAAUUUGUCUUUAGCGAUGUCUCUGGCGGUUUUUACUAGUCACUUGUAUUGCGAAUCUGAGAUUGGUGUUGCCUUAGUGGAACUUAUGUUGGACAUAUAUGUACUCAAGUCUCAAUAGCUGUAGCUUAAUUCUGGUGAUUGCUCACUGCCUAAUGCCUAUUAGCUGUUCAAUAUCUCUGCCAUAGUGCAUUCUAGUAACGGUUGACUUGCGAUCUUUUGGAAGUUUGGUGAAUUUUUCUUAUGCUUGUUUAUCUUGGAUACGCAGAAGAUUCAUCAUACUUUUCUUUAGAGUUUGGAUAAUGGACCUUGGACAAGUAUUUGAAUUCAUGGAUCAAGAUUCGUUUAAAUAGUUUGGAUAUGUUCUUUAGA